Doryrhamphus excisus (bluestripe pipefish) is the source of this 4550-nucleotide messenger RNA. The record is from RefSeq and is a predicted model, not a curated record. Lineage: Eukaryota; Metazoa; Chordata; Actinopteri; Syngnathiformes; Syngnathidae.
GUCGCAUGAUAGUGACGUCAGUACGGAUGUGCGGUAGAAGUGUCCGAGUGUUUACUUUUCUAUUUAACAUUUUUUUCUGAAUGUUGGCUUCUCUGAAUUUACACAUGUGAAGGCACACCACUGGGAAGUCACCUCAGCAGUGAUGUCUCCAACCAUGCCUCAGAUAAGCGAUCCAAAGAUUGCUUUCGCCUACCUGCGCCCGGCUUGUGUCCUGCUGACCCGCCAGCCAACUCUCAAAAAUGUUGAGACCUUAAGCGGCCAGUUACAAGACAUUGACGAUGCUACUUUGCAGCAGCUCCAAGAGUAUAUCCUCUUCCCGCUUCGCUUUGUGCUAAAAGUACCCGGGCCCAAGAAUGACAAACUGGUGCAAGCUGUGGUUGAAACCAUGAGACACGUUCUGCAGAACACUUGUGUUCAAAACUUGGACACACUCAGUGAGCUUAUCUCAGAGCUUUGUCUCUGCCUGUGUUCCCCAGCCAAUCCUGGAAGACCUGCAGAUGUUUCAGAGGAGCUGAAGUUAACGGUGCUGGGAUGCCUGGAAGCUUUGAUUCAUGCCGCUUACGGUGAUAUCAUCUUUAAACUCUUUGAAACCGCAAUGCUGCCGAGGUUGGGUGCAGCCAUUUCACUGCUACUGGCGUUAGCAGAGAAGGAGAAAUCCCGAGAUAUUCAGACAGCAGCCUUGAAAAGCCUUCAGGUUUUGGCUCUUCAGUGUGAUUGCAGUCAGGAUCAUGUCGUACCAUGCUCCGAGGAAACAGAAGUUUUAGGCAAUAGCAUGGCGUCAUUUUUGCCUGGAAUCACCAUGGCCGUUGCCAGGAUCAUUACAGGAGAUGUGAGACAAGGGCAUGGAGUCAUUGUUAGAGCUAUCAAGGUUUGGUCCAGGAUCGUCGGCCUUGUCAUGGAUGACGCUCAACUUCAGUCCAUCGAGCCUCAGAAGUCCCCUUUGGUGGGCGUGGCUAAACUGGAGCAGAUGAUUGUCCAUCGCACGCAGGACUGGGUGAAGAACACCUCGGGGAAGCUGUGCAUGCUCCUGAAGAAGAUCAUCUCAAGCACAGUGGCCCAUCAACACUGGAGGGUUCGUCUGGAGGUGGUGGAGAUGGCGGACCACCUGCUGGGCAGGUGUAGCCAGUGUCUGAGCGAUUGUGUCGGGCUGCUGCUAGAAGCUCUUGUGGGAGCCGUUAAUGAUGAUGAGCCGAGAGUCAGAGAGAGGUGUGAGGUUGCUCUGAGGGAGGCUUCGCAGAAAAAUCAGACAUCUUUGAAUGCCAAAGAUAUUCAAAGUAAAAACAACUGUCAGACCUUCACUGACGUCCUAUCGGAGAACCUCCACUCUUUGUCUACUUCACUGCCAAGACUGAUGCGGACUAGUGAUGACCAGAAGAAGCUGUUUGUCCUUAAUGUCUUCCUGGGUUAUUUAAAGCUGCUAGGACCACUCGUGUCUGUGGUCCUGAACUCAGCCGUGCAUCUCCAGAGGAUUUCUAAAGCUCUGAUGCAGGUGCUGGAGUUGGACGUGAGUGAUGUUCGUAUUGUAGAAGAACGCGGCCACAAUCCCAUAAUAAAAACAAGCUCUGCAUCUCCUCACACCACUCAUGUGCGGAGGAAGCAUUUCCUCUUCUUCACCGAUGAAAAAAUCUUCUCCGUGCUCACAGAGAUCUGUCAGACAUUAGGUUACUACAGUGAUAUUUAUUUGCUGACGGACCACUUUUUGGAUCUGUACCGCCAGUCUUCGGUGUACAGAAAGCAGGCUGCAAUGGUUCUCAAUGAGAUCAUCAGAGGCGCUGCUGGAAAAGAUGAAAAGGGUGAAGUUGGAAAAACGUCGGUUUCGCAGGAAGACGUUAGAUCUGCUGUGAUGCUGGUUAUGGAGGAAUACAUCAUCCUGAACAACUGGCAUCUGACCACCGUCAGUGAGGAGAAUGACAGGGAUGGACAGGACCUACAGCUUCUAAACCCGCCCAGCCUCCUCUCCAUAACCAACACUCAUGACGACUCCCUCCAAGUGGCACCUUCCGCCUCGUCUGUGUCGACCGUCCAUCAGCUCAACAGUAACAUCUGGCAGCUGUGCAUCCAGCUGGAGGGAAUGGCAUGCUUCGCUCAGGCCCUGCGGGGUGACUUCCGUCCCCUGCUUAUGACAUCACUGUACCCUGUCCUUGAGAAAGCAGGGGAAGAGACACUACUCAUCAGCCAAGCAGCACUGGACUCCAUGUGGGACAUCAGUAAGGCCUGCGGCUACUCGUCUCUGAAGGAAAUGAUUAAUGACAACUCCGACUACUUGCUAAACGACAUCUCCCUCAACCUGCAGAGGCUUGGCCAGCAUCCACAGGCUCCUCGCGUGCUAACGGUGAUGUUGACUCACUCCGACUGCACUUUGCUGCCGCUGGUGCAAGACAUUGUUCAGGACGUGUUGACGGCUCUUGACCUCAGCUACGACCACACCGCCGCUAUCUUCUGCUCCGUACUGCACGCCCUCAUGAAGGCGCUUGCAAGAUGGUUUCCCCCAAGUCCUAGCAGGACCAAAGAAUCUAGCAGAUCCAAGCAGACCUCCACCAAACAGGAAGUUUUCAAUAUCCAGCAGUUCCUAGUGGACUACCGCAAACAGAAAGCACUGGCAGAGGGGAUUGGAAUCGAACAAGAUGACAUUGAUGGCGUUGAUGACAUUGAGAUUCCUCCCCCUACCGAGACAGAGGAGGACGAUGACGGUAAUGGUCCUGAUGUCAAAGUGGAUCUUCCAAUGCACCUCAGAAUCACCAAAGAUGUGAUGGAGCGAUGUAUUCAUCUGCUGUCAGACUCAAAUCUCCGGCUACGACUGAAGGUGCUGGAUGUGCUAGAGCUGUGUAUUCUUUUACUAAGUGAGAAGGAAGAUGAGUUAUUGCCCAUGGCCCAUCGCUGUUGGCCCGCCCUUUUGCAGAGAUUGACAGCUGAUGACCCACGAGCCGUCCUCAGAGCAUUUAGGGUUCUGUGUACAUUGGGUGGCACAUGUGGUGACUUCCUGAGGAGGAGAGUGUCCAAGGAGGUUUUGCCAAAGCUGAACUCCUUGCUUGCACAGCAGGCUCCCAUCAGUGCCAAGGCCGGACCCAUCUACACUCACACACUGGCCUACAAACUGCAGCUGGCAGUACUGGAGGGGUUGGGGUCCCUGUGCCAGAGCUUGGACUUGGCUGAAGCAGACUUGGACCUUGUCAGUGAAGCGUGUCUGCCCUACCUUAGCUGCAGACAACCCAUCAGACUCCAACAGGCCUGCUUGAGUGUUUUCCACCACUUGAUCCAAGUGGACCCGGAUGCCGUGUGGUUCACCUUAAACGAGCUCCACUGCCCGUUCUCCUACAUACCACCGCACUUGGACCUGAAGCCUGUGCAGUUGAGCGGGAUGGGCCGACCCAGAGACGAGUACUCGGAUAACGUCCUCAAACUACUCAGAGAGGAGUUUGACCAACCAGAAUGAUUGAUUAUGACUCUAAAUGACUCCUGACUGGCAUAUAUAUCAAUAAUUAUGAAGGUGCUAGAUGUUGUAUGCACUUCUGAUGAAGACACAGCAAUGUUUUAACCGUCGAGAAAACCUUGCAAUGUUACCAUGUGUAUUCAAUUGAAUUAUAUUCAUUGGAGAAUUAUAUGCUAACAGAUUGCAAUUGCAUUUUUGUGCUUAAUUUUGAAAAAUCAUUAUGCUGCAAUGCGUCCACAGAAAUGAGAAGAACGAUAUUGUUGGCCGGGAGAAGCCGCCCACUGUGGCCCACCGGUUGGAACGACCACAUACUGUCACACAAGGUGAACAAUUGUCCGUGGCUAGCCCAUCAAAGCCACUAUCGCUUCAUGCCAUUCAGCUUGUGUUUAAAUGGAGGAGCAAGAGCCCAGUCCCCCCACCUCCAUUAUCGCAUCACCUCUUUAGUAGAGUGGGGGAGACCCGAAGCCUCCCACCUUGUUGCUCCGUAAUAAAUGUACGAGCCUUUCAGCGUGAGGAAACAAGGGCCGCGCCUUUUUCUAUUUAGGUGGCCUAUCUUAAUGUUUGUAAAUGUGGAGCGUUGUUGCUUCUUUAUCUGCUCGCGUGCUGCUGCUAUUUAUCCUUCUGCCACCGCUGACAAUAGCACCAUUAGUCAUGAUGGUGGCGGUUGGGGGCAGGACGUUGACGGCUCCUAUUACACACGCUUUAAUAGCAGGACGCACAAUAGUACUGGAAUAUCCCGUGUCUAAACUGCUACUUUUUUUAUUGAACUUUGCAGCUUGUACAUCGGUGUGGCAAUGUAUGAAAAUAUCAAUGUAUAUAUGUGAUUUUUGACAAAAACGUAAGGGGUUAGUAUGUCGUUUUUUUUAUUUUUUCAACUUGCUGAAAAUGCACUUUUCUGGUCAAAAAGACAGCGAAAACCUCACACACACUCAACAGGGGGCCCAGAAGAGCCCAAAAAUGGCAUAAAAUGCCAAAGUUUGAGGGUGUCGAUUUUUGAAAAAAACGUAAGGGGUUAGUAUGUCAUUUUUUUAAUUUUUUCAACUUGCUGAAAAUGCACUUUUCUGGUCAAAAAGACAGCGGAAACCUCACACACACUCACAACAGGGGGCCCAGAACAGCC